CUUCUGUCUCUCUCUCUCUCUCUCUCUCUUUCUCUUCUCUCUCUCUCCCUCUCCACUCCCCCUCUUUCUUCCCCACUCGGCUCCUCUCCCCCCUCGCGCCCACAGCGUUUGGUGUUGAUUCGAGCGGGAAGAGGGGGGUGGGUGGGAUCGGAGGGGGAGACCAUGACCUCCAGCUACGGGCACGUUCUGGAGCGGCAACCGGCGCUGGGCGGCCGCUUGGACAGCCCGGGCAACCUCGACACCCUGCAAGCGAAAAAGAACUUCUCCGUCAGUCACCUGCUAGACCUGGAGGAAGCCGGGGACAUGGUGGCGGCACAAGCGGACGAGAGCGUAGGCGAGGCAGGCCGGAGUCUGCUGGAGUCGCCGGGACUCACCAGUGGCAGCGACACUCCGCAGCAGGACAAUGAUCAGCUGAACUCAGAGGAAAAGAAGAAGAGGAAGCAGCGGAGAAACAGGACAACCUUCAAUAGCAGCCAGCUGCAGGCUUUGGAGCGUGUCUUUGAGCGGACACACUACCCUGAUGCUUUUGUGCGAGAAGACCUGGCCCGCCGGGUGAACCUCACCGAGGCCAGAGUGCAGGUGUGGUUUCAGAACCGAAGAGCCAAGUUCCGCAGGAACGAGAGAGCCAUGCUGGCCAAUAAAAAUGCUUCCCUCCUCAAAUCCUACUCAGGAGACGUGACUGCUGUGGAGCAGCCCAUCGUACCUCGUCCUGCUCCAAGGCCCACCGAUUAUCUCUCCUGGGGGACAGCCUCUCCGUACAGAUCCUCGUCCCUCCCAAGAUGUUGUUUACACGAGGGACUUCAUAACGGAUUCUAACGGAAGACACUGAAAAGUGCCAUGGCUACUUACUCUGCCACAUGUGCCAACAAUAGCCCUGCACAGGGUAUCAACAUGGCCAACAGCAUUGCCAACCUGAGACUGAAGGCCAAGGAAUAUAGUUUACAGAGGAACCAGGUGCCAACAGUCAACUGAGGAAAAUAAAUAAUUAAACAGGCCUAAGAAGAAAUCAAAAACCAUAAGACACCUAUCCUGCUCUAUCAUUUCUUCAUCUGCUGGGGAAAAAAAAAGAGUAAAAACAAACAAACAAAUGAAAAACAGAACUAAAAUAUUGGGACCAUGGCAGAGAAAAGCAGGAGAGGAGCAAAAUGAAAAUUAGUUAACAAGUGUUCCUCCUCCCUUUGGGAUACCACCACCACUUGUUUCUGUGUGUGUUUAUUUUGUUUUUCCUUCUAUUCAUGCUUUGCUUAAUAUACUCUGAGCUUCUUCAGUUAGGUUCAGCCCACCCACCCCCAUAAUUAUGUUUUAAAAAACUCUGCAGCAGCCAAGAAGCCAUAUAUAUAUUUAGAAUGAUUGCCUAUAGCUCCUCACUGACCUGUUCGAAACUCGGUGUCUUUCCCUGUCCUCUUCCCAGUUCUCUGUGUAGAAGCUCUAGGAACUUUUGAAAAGCCAAAGUUUUUCUGAAGAAUCUGUGCCAGAUAUGAUUCCCUUUCUCAUUGCCUUCAUCUCUGUUGGUCACGGUAAGGUUUUUCCACCAGCUAGUGGGAAAGAAAAAAUUGUGUACAACAUCUGGUCACUGGCCUAUCUGAUUCAAGGUGGUUGGCUGUGUCUGGCUAAUUCUAAUAUUUAAGCUCUAGAUUUAAGCUCCAGAUCUAAGCUCUAGAUUUAAGCUCUAAGCUAUAAAUUAUAAUAUCACCAUCGUCACCACCCCUCACCCCCAUCCAGACAUCUUAAGUUAAAGAUAUUUGUUGUCUUUGAAUGAUUUGUUGUCACUGAAAGAUUUCUUGUCACAGGCUAUUUGGCAGAAGAAAUAUUUUUCACUUGAGAGAGAGAAAAAUUUCUCUAGGAAAACAAAGACUAAGUUGGCCUACAUCUCUUUGGUGCCUUAACAGUAGUCAGACGCACACAUAUAUAUACUGUAUAUAUUUAUAUAUUUUAUAUAUAAAAUAUUGCGAGCUGUUUGCAGUUCCUCAAACACUACAAAAAGCAAAUUUUAUACCAUCACCACUGUUCUUAUCUCUAUAAUGAUGAGACUUGCUAAUUAUGGAUCUUGCUUAUUUUCUUUUUUCUAUGCAAAAUUCUCAUUAAGGCCACAGAGCAAUUGAUAGGGCACCUUUUUUGAGAACAGGUUUUAUUUUCACAUUAAGACUUUCAAUGAAUUAAAAAACUAUUUGAGACUACAAAAAUGUCCUUGAGUCUGGAGCCUGAGCUCUGGGGAAUGCUGAUCUGUCGUGGGAAUUACAUCCUGAUCUAUCAUGGGAAUUAAACUUAGAGAGAGGAGGGAAAGACAUUUAGUCAUCUGCUUUCUCCACUCAACAAGAAUCUAAAAGACACCUGUUAAAGUGGAAAACAUAUAGGUUUAUCUAAAUUCCAAAAAUUUAAAAGGCAAUCAUAGGCUAUUUUUAUUUUUUAAUGUUUUGAAUUAAAUUUGAGCAUCUAGAGUUGGGAGCCAGGACUGAUCUUUCUUUCCUUCUUCCUCUUUGUUCCCAGCCAUGCUUUUGUAACUUGCCAGGUGGACUUGACCAAACCACAUUACCAUGUGGUGCCUCAGUUUACCUUUUUGUAAAAUGGGUUUAAUAAUACUUACCUACCUCACAGGGGUGUUGUGAGGCUCUAUUCAUUUGCUCCUUUAUUUUUUCCUGUAUUCUCUGGAUGUCCAGCACUUUGUAGCCUUGAGAGAAAAGGGACUAUAAAAGUAUACAAUGUUAAUGGAAUGAUACGGUACCUAGAAGCCUUGUUUUCUAGUAAGGAAAUGCUACCUUGCUAUAUGUACUUACCACCUUGUAUUUGCAAAUGAGAAAUAGGUUUAUAUUUUCAUAUCUCUCAAUAAUCACAUCAUUUGACUGAAGAAUAACUUAAGAUACACAGAGCAGAUAUAAGUUUAACUUAUAUUCUCAUCCUGACCAGGUUGGUUCUAAUAAUUUUAGUUAUCAGUGAUUAAAAAGCUUUAGAUUGAUUUUGGCCAAAUAUGCCAAUUUUGUACUGUGAGUAACAGGCAAGGAAUUUUUGUUUUAAGAUGCACUUUUAGCACAUAUGUGUAUUUGCCUUGGCAUAUCAGAUUGAGCUAAUGGUAAUAUAUUUUCAGUCUAACAGCCACCAAUCUGAAAAUGUGUUUCAAAUAUUGAUUCUGUACUUCUUUCAAUAGUGAGAAGAAAGUCCAUCUUACGAUUUUACUUUCACCAACUGAUUCCCUCUUCUUUUAACCCACUAUUAAAAUCUUUCUUACUGAAUGGUUCAUGUAGGCUGGCUGAACAACACACAUUACUUGGUUCCUAGACAGUUCCUCGACACAUUCUUUUGUCCCAUUAGUUGCUGCGGAUUAUCAAGUUUCAAAGGAAUAGUACAUCCUAACAGACUUAAACAUUAUUUGGUUUGUGAAGUGAGUGCAAUCCAACAAAUUGGUGAACUUUGUAGGUUUGGAGUUUGGGGAGAAUGGCUAAAAAAGGAUUUGGGUUAUAGGCAGGGAACAGAAACCAUACAUGAAAAGGCUUUGCUAAAAAAGGGGAAGUCUUAGGAGAGGGAGUAAAGAGACAGAGAGUCAUGUGAAAUAAAGUCAUUUGAAACUUUAUCCAACAUUCAUUUCCAAUGGUGAGCAGAAAAGCCUAAACCCAAGAACCUGGAUGGUAGGUGAAAUUAGGUGGUUUUAUCCAAUGCCUUGGGCAAGUGAUGUCUGGGAAUAGCGAAGAGUAACCAGUGCUGGUCACACAUAGGUACAUUCAUUGCUGGUGAACCAGUACUACAAGCUUCUGUUAUCUAAGCACUUGAUCAAGACGUAUGCACAUACAUAGUACAAGCACUCAGUUUUGCUCAUUUAUUAUAUUUUUAAAAAAUACAAGUUUGAUAUGUGAUUUGGAGGAACCGCCUUUUAGCUCUUAAGCUGGUUGUUAGCAGAGGGCCUCAGGGCCACAAGCUUCAAGGCAUACCCCCAGUAGUCACCAUCAUUAUGUCAUUAUACCCAGACACAGAUGAAUACAUACAAACUGUCUGUGUCCCCAAUACCUCCCCAAACAAGAUGACGAUUUAUAAGGUACUUGGCAGGUUAAAUUAAACCAGAAGAGAUGACCUAAUAAAAAAAGGGAAUGACAUUUAGGGUAUAAAGAUCUCAUAAGAAAUGUAAUAUGUAAAUUAUAUCUCGCUUUAUGAUGUAAAAUGUACAUUGUUUGCGCUAGAAUAGAAAUGAUUCCUUUUCAAUAAAAAGAAGGAUACUAUUAUGUCUUUUGUUAUGUA
Messenger RNA from Galeopterus variegatus (Sunda flying lemur), 4224 nucleotides. RefSeq names its product paired related homeobox 1 (gene PRRX1). Lineage: Eukaryota; Metazoa; Chordata; Mammalia; Dermoptera; Cynocephalidae. The record is from RefSeq and is a predicted model, not a curated record. Gene Ontology annotation, biological process: regulation of DNA-templated transcription. Gene Ontology annotation, molecular function: DNA-binding transcription factor activity, RNA polymerase II-specific; DNA binding. The transcript has 5 exons. Bases 163 to 816 code for a protein of 217 amino acids.